UCGCGUAAUAAAGCAGCUGAGAAGCCAGAGAGAGAAAGCAGUUCUCGUCUUCUCUUGCAAUGAAUCUACCUGUUCAGAAGAACACUCUCUAUGUUGGGGGUUUGGCGGAGGAGGUGAACGAGUCGAUACUCCAUGCGGCGUUCAUACCGUUCGGCGACAUAAAGGACGUGAAGACGCCGCUGGAUCAGGCCACCCAGAAGCACCGAUCCUUCGGCUUCGUCACUUUUCUAGAGAGAGAGGACGCAGCCGCCGCCAUGGACAACAUGGACGGCGCUGAGCUCUACGGCCGUGUCCUUACAGUCAACUACGCCCUACCGGAGCGCAUCAAGGGUGGUGAACAGGGUUGGGCCGCUCAGCCCAUUUGGGCGGAUGCCGACACAUGGUUUGAACGGCAGCAACAAGAGGAGGAAAUGCAACGUCUUCAGGCAGAGAACCGGGCUACAAUGGAGGCAGCAGAGGAGCUGCACAGAAAGAAAAUGGCUCAGGAUAGAGAAGGGGAAAAGGAAGAAGAAACAGAGACCAAGAAUGACCCUAUGGCAAUAGCUGAAGCAGAGGUUUUGAAUGAGAAUAGUUCUUAGUUAUAAUGCGGCAAUUCAAUGUUGUCUUUCGCAACUCUUAACAAUUUCAUUUUUGACUUGUAUUAUUGUAUAGACUUUACUCUUUGGUUCAAAUGGUCUCCUGUGUCAAUUUCAUAUUCUGAUUUCACAA
Cornus florida is the source of this 708-nucleotide messenger RNA. RefSeq lists its product as uncharacterized. The record is from RefSeq and is a predicted model, not a curated record. Lineage: Eukaryota; Viridiplantae; Streptophyta; Magnoliopsida; Cornales; Cornaceae. The transcript is spliced from 3 exons. Bases 60 to 578 code for a protein of 172 amino acids. Gene Ontology annotation, molecular function: RNA binding.